Molecule: messenger RNA, 848 nt
Organism: Nematostella vectensis (starlet sea anemone)
Lineage: Eukaryota; Metazoa; Cnidaria; Anthozoa; Actiniaria; Edwardsiidae
Product: high choriolytic enzyme 1-like
Exons: 7
Coding region: 1-684 (227 amino acids)
Biological process (GO): proteolysis
Molecular function (GO): zinc ion binding; metalloendopeptidase activity
Source: RefSeq, a predicted model, not a curated record
AUGUGGAUCAAGCUACUGAUGCUCGUGGUCUUUCAUUGCGCAGUCGCACAAGAUGAUGUUCACAGACCAGAAGGGAGACAUGUAUCUUACCACGGCCCAGCGCUACGCAGUCAUGACCGGACGAGACGUAAAGCUGGACUGGGGCGAAGCGCGACCACCAAGAACCUGUGGCGAAAUGGAGUUCUGGUCUACCAACUGGACCCUGCAAUCCAGAGAGCAAGUGCUGCUGUGAAUGCCAUCAAUGCCGCAAUGAAGAUCUGGGAGCAGAAAACCUGCAUCCGCUUUAAGAAGAGGACCAACGAACAGGAUUACGCUUACAUCCACAUCGGCGCAGGGUGUACGUCACAUGUUGGUCGUAAAGGCAGCCGUCAGCUGUUAUCCCUGAAUCAUGGAUGUUGGCACACGCACGUGGUUGCCCACGAGCUGGGUCACGCCUUUGGCUUCUAUCACGAGCAGUCACGCGCUGACCGCGACACCUACAUCACCAUUAACUGGAAUAAUAUGAAUGAGCAAUCUAAGUUUGCCUUCAAGAAAUACCCUACAAACUCCCGUACGACUACGGAAGUGUUAUGCAUUACGAGGCGUACGCAUUCAGCAACAACGGCCAACCGACAAUGGUGCCUAAAACGGCUGGGGAGUCGUUUCGGUGGUCCGCUUGUCAUACAAGACAUCAAGAUGGACUGAUUUCAUGUAUGCAAAAUGGAGUGGUUUGCAACUACAGUUUUUUUUAGUUUUUGAACCAAACCUCAUAAACUGCGAUUUCCUUUGCACUUGCAUCACGCUUUGUCGAUUAAUUAUAUCUCAUGUUUAUUUAUGAAUUUGUAAACUAUAGAAGCAUUGGUGCUUAU